UGCCUCCGAGUUGUGAAUUUCGUUUUUGACGUGUAGAAGUUGUUCCGGAGGUUAUUCAGUUUUUCUUUUUUUUUCCGGAGAGAGCGAGAGAGAGAGAGGGAUGUUAGUGUUGAGGUGUCUUCGAACAUGACCUUGCAUUUGUUAAUCCGUGGUGUAGCGCUGUGGUUUUUGGGAGGUUUAUAACAGUUUUUUGCGUUGAAGCGUCAAUGAGUUUCCGUAGUAGGUGUGCUUUUCAUCUCGUGCCAGCAGGGAUGUCGAAGUCUUUUUAUCGUCAACCUUAAUCGCAUGAAUUACUUAAAUGCCUGUUGGGGCAGGACCUAAGGAUUCAUGAUGUGCCCCUGCUGAAGAUGAGCCCCCUCGAAUAAUAACCAUCUGAUUCUCUACCUCGAAGUAUACAUUGAUUUCAAUUUGUACACAAGUUCUCUUUUAUUGAAGAGAACAAACCUUUGUGUAGAGCAAACCUCUGUCGCUUGAGGCAAUGGAGGUCACAGAGGUCUCAGAGAAGCGUUUUGAGCGGGCGAUGGAACGUCUCUUCUCAGGAAGUUCCACACCAGCUGCCAGCUCUGCUCGAGUUCCUUCACCAGUCAAAGAAAAGAAAGAGGACGAGGAGAAUACGAGUGGACGGGUUUUUCAAACUGCUGGGGUAGCAACACCAUUAUCAGGAUCGCACGGAUGUAGGCCGUGGGACCGUGGUGAUCUCCUCCGUCGCCUUGCCACCUACAAAUCCAUCAGCUGGUUUGGGAAACCACAGGUUGCAGGGCCUGUGGCCUGUGCUAGGAGAGGAUGGGUAAAUGUGGAUAUCGACCUCCUUGCAUGUGAAAUCUGUGGUUCCCGGCUGAGCUUUCCUGUUUCCUCUUCCUGGUCACGCCACCAAGUGGAGCAAGCGGCACUCGUAUUUGCCGAGAAACUUGACACUGCACACAAGGGUUUGUGUGCAUGGAAAAAUAAUCCGUGUGCGGAAACACUCGCACACUUUCCACCCACCCCUGUGUCAGUCCUCAGGGGAGCUUACACUGACCGUUGUGAAGCCCUUCUUCAGUUAUCUGCUCUUCCUGUGAUCUCUGAUGCUGCCAAAUCUCUUAUGAAGCUGUCCCGAGGACCUCAGGUUGAUCAGUUACUCUCUGAGCUAAACCCUCCGAGUCCUGGAUUCCUGGUUGGAAAUGGUGCGAGUUCGAGCUCAACUGAAAAUGAGAUUUUCGCAAACAGCAAGGCUUAUUACGAGGCUCAGCGAAUGAUUGCGGUUUGUGGUUGGGAGCCACGACUUUUACCUUAUACCGUUGAUUGUGAGGACCGCUCAGGAGCUCAGUCUAUCCAUGAACAGAUUGGAACGUCGCAUGGACCUGGACCAAGCGUCACAGUGCACAUGCAAGGAGGCCAACAAUCAAAGGUUGCGCAGGGACAAAUCCAAUCUACUGGUACUGAUGUCUCUGACCCAGCAUCUGCCGUGCUGGAUUGCAAUCUUUGUGGAGCCAGCGUGGGCCUCUGGAACUUUGCUACUUUGAAUCGCCCCGCUCCGUUGUUGAACUCUGGCCUUGAAGAACUUUUUUCAUCUAAGAAUAGAUCUUCAGGAUCGAACCCAGUAAGAGAUGAUGCAGCUGGUGCUGUAGGUGGUCCUUUGUUGGCUAGUCCAGAAGCAGCAGAAAUGGUUGAUGCAAAACCUCCUGAAGUAGUGCCAGUUAAUGUAUUGGAGAGAGCUGCUCCUCCUAAGGGGGUGUUAGAUUUGAAACUUACGAUUGCAGGUGGACCUCCUCCUACUAGGCUUAUUGCUCCAGCUUCGGUGCCACCGUCCUUUGGCAUUCCUGGUUUGCCACAUACUGUAAUGCAGCCCAGGAAGAUUGAAGCAAUAACCUAUGCAGCUGCGUCAUACGAAUCCCGAAGACCUGCGCAUCAGGGAAGAGGACACAAUGACACAGGAACGCCGACAUAUCAUGUGGAAGGUGAAGUAAUACAGAAUAGGGAAAUGAAAGAUGCUGAGGAAAGCAAGGAUGCAGAGUAUUUUUCAAAGCGAAAACGGGAGAAGGGCAAUGAUGAAUCCGAGGGCGUUUUUUCACCGAACACCAAGCGCAAGCGUGAAGUAGGUUCGCAGUGGCCAGGUUUUACAGUGAAGUUGCCUGCGCGUGAUCUUCCUCAUGCCUCUUCUGUCAAUGCUAUUGAUACUUGCUAUCCACCAAAGCAGGAGAAUUCUAUGGAGAGUGUGGAUAAUCUGCCUCUAGGAAGUGAUGGCCAAGGCGCAAAUACUGCGGAGUACCAUGUGAAUGGACCCGAGUCUAGGGUUCAGGCCGAACAUAGCAUGUCUCGUCAGGAUGGCAUUGAUGCAGGUAAGAGCAUAUGUGGUGGAAGGGUUGAGGAGGGUGUACAGAAUAAUGUAGUGGUUAUAUGUCCCGGAGCGGGUAUUAGUGGUAGUCAUGAAACUGAAAUCCAAGGUGUCGAAGCAAAUCUGGAGCGGUCGGAGAGCGUUGCAGAGUUUGCGACUGACGUCAUUGAGCUGAUGGAAGAACAUGUUUCUGGUCGUGGUUUGAUGGAUGAAUUUAUUCCCGAGGACACACUCAAAGCAAUUGUCACAGAUGAUCAUGAAGGCAGUCGACAAGCUAUGCUUGGCAUUAGUCACACAUUUGUUAAGGACACUAGUUCAGCUGGAGUUUCCGAAAGAUAUCAAAGAAACGUUGCUCAACGGGAUGCUGAUGAAGAUGCUAAUGCAGGAAGCACUUUAGAGACAACUAAUGCCAUCAUCCAAGGUGUUGACAUGGUCGCAAAUAUUCAAGUCAAAGAAGUUACAGCUGGGCGUACGGUUGGAGAAUCCCCUUCAGAGAGAAAUGAAGAGGUUCAGAGUCAUCCUUCCUUUCCACCAGGUUUACUGUUAGAUGAUGUUAAAAAGCUAGAAAUCCAGACGGGAGAAUUUGAUCCCAUUCGGCAGCACAGACAUUUUUGUCCCUGGGUAAACGCUCAUGUUGCUGCAGCAACGAGUGGCACAGGGUCGAGUAAAUUCUGUGGCUGGCAAAUCGUGCUGGAUGCUCUGCAGCCUCAGCCCCCAUCUCCACAUCAACAGCACCAGCACCAGCAAGGUUCCGUGGAAUCAGAGUUUACAGGCUCCAAGUAUAAGGAUGACCCGAUUCUUUCAGUUCGAAAGUUACUAGGAUCUGUUUCUUCGAAUUAUCUUCCAAGUUCUUAAGGGGAUGGUGGAGGCAAGUUGGUAUGUCGAGGCAUUUCUCCUCUCGUUUUUGUCCUCGUUUCUGGCGUACCUGUGGAAAUAUCUAUUUCUGCCUCGUUUGAGUUAUGAGUAGCCAAUAUUGUUUCCGUUAAGAGUUUAGGGAGGCAGAAACUAGUCUUGUUCGUCUGAGAACUCGUAACUUUCAGUAAAUUUGUAAGAUCUUAUCGUUGUACCGGGCGUUUGCAUGCUUCUUCCAGUAAUGAGGAGCAGAGCAUGUGAUUCCUACUGGAGAUGAUACAUGAUUGCAUAGACGAGCUUACUCUAAUUUGCGCUACGCCCAGUUGAUAAUUGACCAGUAGGUAGUGCUCACAGUUGUGAUAACGAUGCACAUACUUCAAUGCACUGGGGGAUUGAUGACCAUUCAUAUUG
This is a messenger RNA of Physcomitrium patens, 3577 nucleotides long. RefSeq lists its product as uncharacterized. The record is from RefSeq and is a predicted model, not a curated record. Gene Ontology annotation, molecular function: zinc ion binding. Gene Ontology annotation, cellular component: nucleus. NCBI's taxonomy places the organism in Eukaryota, Viridiplantae, Streptophyta, Bryopsida, Funariales, Funariaceae.